This is a messenger RNA of Toxotes jaculatrix (banded archerfish), 11882 nucleotides long. RefSeq lists its product as uncharacterized. Bases 311 to 9577 code for a protein of 3088 amino acids. Gene Ontology annotation, cellular component: membrane. Gene Ontology annotation, molecular function: G protein-coupled receptor activity. The transcript is spliced from 58 exons. The record is from RefSeq and is a predicted model, not a curated record. NCBI's taxonomy places the organism in Eukaryota, Metazoa, Chordata, Actinopteri, Toxotidae. Gene Ontology annotation, biological process: G protein-coupled receptor signaling pathway; cell surface receptor signaling pathway.
ACAUCAUGUCUUUGUGCCGUGUUAAAUUACCUCUCUACAGGUCAUCUUUCAGGACACACCAGGGCUAAACAAGUCCUGAAAUUGUCUAUCACUAGAAACACAGACGAUUAGAUCUUCAUGCAUUUCUCAUUACCUUCCAGUUUUGAACAGGUCCCCCCGAUUCUGGUAUCUUUAACAUGAUAAAUGUCUGAUGAGCCGACAAGCAGCACUGGAUUUUGUUGACUCACAACGAACACUAUGUGGAAGCUUCUCUGUUUAAUGCAUUCAAAGUUACCUUGAAGAGGACAAGCCAUUGAAGCUUUUGAAAGGAAUGGCCAUAUCUAAGAAUGGCUUGACCAUCUUUGCCCUUCUAGUGUCACUUGUUAUUUUGGAAACAGGGAACUUCAUUGAAUCCCCAUGUCUGGUAUCACCGGACCAAGAUGAAGAACACUUUCUACCUCACACCAGACACAGAAGAAGUGUGCUUACGGACCAGUGGGAUUACGUUAUUGACGUGGUAGUGAAUGCCUCUAAUGCAGAAACAUUUGAGCAGCUUCAGUCUUCGUUGAAUGCUACUGGUUUCCCCAUACAACUUGAUAACAACACAAAGAUCUCUGACAUCAACAUCACAACAGUGUGUUCCUCUACCAACACUGGUUUCCAGUGUCGAUGUGGGGAAGAGUUUGCUUGGCCAUACAGCACCUGUGUCACAUAUGGGGUGUGUGAUUACAUAACCAGUGGCAUCUGUAAAUGCAUCAAUGCCAUUCCAGCUGACGGCCAGUUCUGUCAGCCAGUAUCAGUGCUGUUAGAUCAGGUUGAGUAUGAAGUGGAAGUGGAGCUGAAUGUCACAGAUGUUGGGACAGUGGACUACCUCAGGAGCCUGCUGAACAAUGGCAGCUUCUCCCUGGCUCUGGGUCCCACUGUGAAUGUCACAAACAUUGAAAUCACCACAGUGUGUUACCCAAAUGGCACCAGCUUCCAGUGCAGAUGUGAGGAUCAGUAUGUUUGGUCCUAUACAAACUGUGUCACAUAUGGAGCCUGUGAUAACAUCACUGAUGGCACCUGCAGCUGUAUCAACAGUAUUCCAGCCAAUGGCCAAUACUGCCAGCCGAAGACAGAAGUCGUCCCGCUGUAUGAAUACAUACUUGAAGCGCAGAUCAGCGUCAGUGACUUUGCAGCGUUGGAACAACUGAGUGACUCUUUGGAGAGCAUCAGUUUUCCUGUUAGACUCAACAACACAAUCAACAUCACCGGAAUUGACAUAAUAUUUACUGUGCCCCCAAUCAUUUAUGAAUACCAGAUUUUUGUUGAGGUGAACACUACAGAUGCAGAUCAGCUGAGAAACACUCUGAAAAAUACAACGUUUCCAGUUCAAAUCAGCACUAAAAUAAACAUCUCAGCUACUGAUAUAACUACAGUUUGCAGCCAAAAUGGAACUGGUUUCCUGUGCCGCUGUGAGGAUGACUACCUUUGGCCUUGUGACAAAUGUGAUACCUAUGGAAAAUGUGAUGGUGAUACAGACAACACAUGCAGCUGCAUCAAAGCUAUUCCCACAGAUGGACAAUACUGUCAGUCAAUACAGCAUCAAAAUCUGACAGUGUGUCCUCCGACAACAACUCCACCAUCAACAGCUCCUCCAGUUGUUUAUCAGUACCUCAUUUCUAUUGAGCUGAACAUCUCAGAUGUUACAGUAAUAAAUGGACUGAGGAGCAUUCUGAGCAACAUCAGUUACCCCAUCAGCAUCAACAACCAAAUCCAGAUCUCUGAUGUCAACAUUUCUACAGUUUGCUCUCCAAGCAGUGGAGGUUACCAGUGCAGAUGUGAGGAUGAGUAUCGUUGGUCAUGUGACCAGUGUUUAAUGUAUGGACCCUGUGACAACAUCACUGAUGACACAUGUGGAUGCAUCAAUGCUCUUCCUCCUGAUGGACAAUAUUGCCAACCUGCUGAUCAAUACAACUUUACAGCUUGUCCUCUCACAACAACAACAACAAAAACUCCACCAUCAACAACUCCUCCAGUUGUUUAUCAGUACCUCAUUUCUAUUGAGCUGAACAUCUCAGAUGUUACAGUAUUAAAUGGACUGAGGAGCAUUCUGAGCAACAUCAGUUACCCCAUCAGCAUCAACAACCAAAUCCAGAUCUCUGAUGUCAACAUUUCUACAGUUUGCUCUCCAAGCAGUGGAGGUUACCAGUGCAGAUGUGAGGAUGUGUAUCGUUGGUCAUGUGACCAGUGUUUAACGUAUGGACCCUGUGACAACAUCACUGAUGACACAUGUGGAUGCAUCAAUGCUCUUCCUCCUGAUGGACAAUAUUGCCAACCUGCUGAUCAAUACAACUUUACAGCUUGUCCUCUCACAACAACACCAACAACUCCACCAUCAACAACUCCUCCAGUUGUUUAUCAGUACCUCAUUUCUAUUGAGCUGAACAUCUCAGAUGUUACAGUAUUAAAUGGACUGAGGAGCAUUCUGAGCAACAUCAGUUACCCCAUCAGCAUCAACAACCAAAUCCAGAUCUCUGAUGUCAACAUUUCUACAGUUUGCUCUCCAAGCAGUGGAGGUUACCAGUGCAGAUGUGAGGAUGUGUAUCGUUGGUCAUGUGACCAGUGUUUAACGUAUGGACCCUGUGACAACAUCACUGAUGACACAUGUGGAUGCAUCAAUGCUCUUCCUCCUGAUGGACAAUAUUGCCAACCUGCUGAUCAAUACAACUUUACAGCUUGUCCUCUCACAACAACACCAACAACUCCACCAUCAACAACUCCUCCAGUUGUUUAUCAGUACCUCAUUUCUAUUGAGCUGAACAUCUCAGACGUUACAGUAUUAAAUGGACUGAGGAGCAUUCUGAGCAACAUCAGUUACCCCAUCAGCAUCAACAACCAAAUCCAGAUCUCUGAUGUCAACAUUUCUACAGUUUGCUCUCCAAGCAGUGGAGGUUACCAGUGCAGAUGUGAGGAUGUGUAUCGUUGGUCAUGUGACCAGUGUUUAAUGUAUGGACCCUGUGACAACAUCACUGAUGACACAUGUGGAUGCAUCAAUGCUCUUCCUCCUGAUGGACAAUAUUGCCAACCUGCUGAUCAAUACAACUUUACAGCUUGUCCUCUCACAACAACACCAACAACUCCACCAUCAACAACUCCUCCAGUUGUUUAUCAGUACCUCAUUUCUAUUGAGCUGAACAUCUCAGAUGUUACAGUAUUAAAUGGACUGAGGAGCAUUCUGAGCAACAUCAGUUACCCCAUCAGCAUCAACAACCAAAUCCAGAUCUCUGAUGUCAACAUUUCUACAGUUUGCUCUCCAAGCAGUGGAGGUUACCAGUGCAGAUGUGAGGAUGUGUAUCGUUGGUCAUGUGACCAGUGUUUAAUGUAUGGACCCUGUGACAACAUCACUGAUGACACAUGUGGAUGCAUCAAUGCUCUUCCUCCUGAUGGACAAUAUUGCCAACCUGCUGAUCAAUACAACUUUACAACUUGUCCUGUUACAACACGCUCUCCGUCACCAACAACUCCUCCAGUUGUCUAUGAAUAUAUUAUUUCUAUUGAGCUGAACACCACAGAUGUUACAGUGAUAAACCGACUGAGAAACAUCAGCUUCCCAAUCAGCAUCAACAAUGACAUACAAGUUUCUGACAUGAACAUUUCUACAGUUUGCUCUCCAAGCAGUGGAGGUUACCAGUGCAGAUGUGAGGAUGUGUAUCGUUGGUCAUGUGACCAGUGUUUAAUGUAUGGACCCUGUGACAACAUCACUGAUGACACAUGUGGAUGCAUCAAUGCUCUUCCUCCUGAUGGACAAUAUUGCCAACCUGCUGAUCAAUACAACUUUACAGCUUGCCCUCUCACAACAACACCAACAACUCCACCAUCAACAACUCCUCCAGUUGUUUAUCAGUACCUCAUUUCUAUUGAGCUGAACAUCUCAGACGUUACCGUAUUAAAUGGACUGAGGAGCAUUCUGAGCAACAUCAGUUACCCCAUCAGCAUCAACAACCAAAUCCAGAUCUCUGAUGUCAACAUUUCUACAGUUUGCUCUCCAAGCAGUGGAGGUUACCAGUGCAGAUGUGAGGAUGUGUAUCGUUGGUCAUGUGACCAGUGUUUAAUGUAUGGACCCUGUGACAACAUCACUGAUGACACAUGUGGAUGCAUCAAUGCUCUUCCUCCUGAUGGACAAUAUUGCCAACCUGCUGAUCAAUACAACUUUACAACUUGUCCUGUUACAACACCCUCUCCGUCACCAACAACUCCUCCAGUUGUCUAUGAAUAUAUUAUUUCUAUUGAACUGAACACCACAGAUGUUACAGUGAUAAACCGACUGAGAAACAUCAGCUUCCCAAUCAGCAUCAACAAUGACAUACAAGUUUCUGACAUGAACAUUUCUACAGUUUGCUCUCCAAGCAGUGGAGGUUACCAGUGCAGAUGUGAGGAUGUGUAUCGUUGGUCAUGUGACCAGUGUUUAAUGUAUGGACCCUGUGACAACAUCACUGAUGACACAUGUGGAUGCAUCAAUGCUCUUCCUCCUGAUGGACAAUAUUGCCAACCUGUUGAUCAAUACAACUUUACAGCUUGUCCUCUUACAACAACACCAACAACUCCACCAUCAACAACUCCUCCAGUUGUUUAUCAGUACCUCAUUUCUAUUGAGCUGAACAUCUCAGAUGUUACAGUAAUAAAUGGACUGAGGAGCAUUCUGAGCAACAUCAGUUACCCCAUCAGCAUCAACAACCAAAUCCAGAUCUCUGAUGUCAACAUUUCUACAGUUUGCUCUCCAAGCAGUGGAGGUUACCAGUGCAGAUGUGAGGAUGUGUAUCGUUGGUCAUGUGACCAGUGUUUAAUGUAUGGACCCUGUGACAACAUCACUGAUGACACAUGUGGAUGCAUCAAUGCUCUUCCUCCUGAUGGACAAUAUUGCCAACCUGCUGAUCAAUACAACUUUACAGCUUGUCCUCUCACAACAACACCAACAACUCCACCAUCAACAACUCCUCCAGUUGUUUAUCAGUACCUCAUUUCUAUUGAGCUGAACAUCUCAGAUGUUACAGUAAUAAAUGGACUGAGGAGCAUUCUGAGCAACAUCAGUUACCCCAUCAGCAUCAACAACCAAAUCCAGAUCUCUGAUGUCAACAUUUCUACAGUUUGCUCUCCAAGCAGUGGAGGUUACCAGUGCAGAUGUGAGGAUGUGUAUCGUUGGUCAUGUGACCAGUGUUUAAUGUAUGGACCCUGUGACAACAUCACUGAUGACACAUGUGGAUGCAUCAAUGCUCUUCCUCCUGAUGGACAAUAUUGCCAACCUGCUGAUCAAUACAACUUUACAGCUUGUCCUCUCACAACAACACCAACAACUCCACCAUCAACAACUCCUCCAGUUGUUUAUCAGUACCUCAUUUCUAUUGAGCUGAACAUCUCAGAUGCUACAGUAAUAAAUGGACUGAGGAGCAUUCUGAGCAACAUCAGUUACCCCAUCAGCAUCAACAACCAAAUCCAGAUCUCUGAUGUCAACAUUUCUACAGUUUGCUCUCCAAGCAGUGGAGGUUACCAGUGCAGAUGUGAGGAUGAGUAUCGUUGGUCAUGUGACCAGUGUUUAAUGUAUGGACCCUGUGACAACAUCACUGAUGACACAUGUGGAUGCAUCAAUGCUCUUCCUCCUGAUGGACAAUAUUGCCAACCUGUUGAUCAAUACAACUUUACAGCUUGUCCUCUUACAACAACACCAACAACUCCACCAUCAACAACCACUAACGUGACAACCACUACCCCCAACAUGACCACGACCACUACUCCCAUCCCAACCACUACCACGGCUAAUACCACUACCCCCAUCCCAACCACUACCACGGCUAAUACCACUACCCCCAUCCUAACCACUACCAUGGCUAAUACCACUACCCCCAUCCCAACCACUACCACGGCUAAUACCACUACCCCCAUCCUAACCACUACCAUGGCUAAUACCACUACCCCCAUCCCAACCACUACCACGGCUAAUACCACUACCCCCAUCCUAACCACUACCACAGUUAAUACCACUACCCCCAUCCCAACCACUACCAUGGUUAAUACCACUACCCCCAUUCUAACCACUGCCACAGUUAAUACCACUACCCCCAUCCCAACCACUACCACGGCUAAUACCACUACCCCCAUCCUAACCACUACCACAGUUAAUACCACUACCCCCUUCCCAACCACUACCCUGGCUACUACCACCACUACUCCCAUUACGACCACUACCACAGCUACUCCCAUCACGACCACUACCACGGCUACUACCACCACUACUCCCAUUACGACCACUACCACAGCUACUCCCAUCACGACCACUACCACAGCUACUACCACUACUCCCACCACGACCACUACCACAGCUACUACCACUACUCCCAUCACGACCACUACCACAGCUACUACCACUACUCCCACCACGACCACUACCACUACUCCCAUCACGACAACUACCACUACUCCCACCACGACCACUACCACGGCUACUACCACUACUCCCACCACGACCACUACCACAGCUACUACCACUACUCCCACCACGACCACUACCACAGCUACUACCACUACUCCCACCACGACCACCACUACUACUACUACCACUGUUCCCACCACCACGACUACCACUGCUACUACUACUACCACCACUGUUCCCACCACCACCACCACCACCACCAGUACAACUGCGAGUACCCUUUCAACAACCACGACAACUAUUAUUGCAACAACAACGCCUGCAGGAUUCAGUGUGGAAAUGUCAGUCAGAUUAGACAAGGAAUUCACACCAGGAUUAAACGAUGAGUCAAGUUCGGAGUACAAGACAUUAAAAUUACAGAUUGAGACAGUGUUAGCCAACCAGUACAAAGGAAUCAAAGGAUUUAUCAGUGUUAUUGUGACAGCAUUCAGACCAGGAAGCAUAAUUACAGAUUUUGUUGUUCAGACAACACAAGUUGACCCUAAUGAAAUUGCUGAAGUAAAUCAAAAUCUCCCAGGAGCAAUAAGUUCUAUCGCCCCUGUCAUUGGUUCAGUUUCUGCAUCUUACAAUAGCCCAACGCCAAUCACAAUUCCAGAUCUCACUUACACCGGAAACAGCAUGAGGCUGGUGUGUGGGCCUCCAGUAAACAUUGAUGUGGGACAAAUUUCCAGAGCUGUGUGGACAUUUAAAGAACGGGAAAUAAAAGAUGGUGGAAGGAAUGUAAUAACUACUGCUAAUGAUGUGUCCACACUUGUAAUUAACAACGUGAUUUCUGCUGACAGUGGACCAUACCGUUGUACUCUGAUGGGCAAAGUGGAUUUCAUCCAAGAAGGAAUUGUAAGAGAAGAUCAAAUCAAACAAGCUCCCACUGUGCGACUACGGAGUGAGGUUAACGUAAAAUGCGCAGUCGGAAAGACACAACCCCUUCCGUGUUGCGUGCAGUCCCUGUACACAGUCAGGUGGUUUCUUAAUGGAAACCCUUUAAUCUCAACUCCUUUCAAAGAUGGAGACGCCAACUGCAUCCGGCAUAAUUACAUACUACAGAGCUGUGAGGGAUCACAGGAAGAGAGAAAACUUUUCAUAUGUAGGGUUGAUAAUCCACCAGGUUAUGAAAUGACAACAACAAUGAUCAUUUUCAAAGACACUAUCACAUGUACUGAUGAUCAGUACGGGAGCGGGCGAACGGGCGACAGAUCAAGCAUAGGGUGUGAUAAAGGCCAAGAGGGGAGCAAGACUGCGGUCUGUCUGGAAACAGGAGAGUGGAAACUUGAAAAGGACACCUGCAUUGUAACCCAAAUCAAGGAAUUAUUAAUUGAUUCACAGGAUUUGGUUGUGGAGGAAGUGCCGCAAUUUACGAUGAAUCUAAGUCAAGCUGUCCAGAAAAACCAAACAGAAAUUGCAGAGUCAUCUGCAACCAUAUCAGCUAUUGUUAACAUCCUAAACACCAUUGCAGGUGUUUCAACUACUGUCAGUGAAACUACCAUGCAGAAUGUACUUGACACCGUUGACGUCAUCAUUGCUGAUGAUGCCAGAGAGUCCUGGACACUUCUGAAUGCAAAUGAAACCCGCAAUUCCAGCUCAGCAUUACUGGGUUCACUGGAGACUCUCUCGGGUGAGUUGGGGGGUGGGGAGUUUGCCAUUGCGACUCCACGGAUCCUGCUCAACAGAACCACGUUUAACAACUCCUUCAGGGCAAACCUCAACUCCAGCAUCGUCAUAGACAUUCCAGAGACCAACAUCAGCAAUGUCUUUAUCACCACCAUCACCCUCCCAACGCUUAAUAAUGUCAUGCCAGUACGGAACUCCACCUUUAAUGCCAGCCUCUUCAACACCACCACCAAUGAAACUGUCAAUGACAAUACCAUCAAUGCAGCUGUGGUUCUCAUCAAAAUUAACGAAACAAUUCAGAAUGUCAGUCUGAAGUACAAAAAGCGGAACAGCUCCUUGGGACUGAACCCACAGUGCGUCUUCUGGAACUUCACGCUCUUCGAUAAUCUCGGCGCUUGGGAUGAUGAAGGUUGUGCGUUUGUUUCCGACAUAAACGGCUCAGUAACCUGCAGCUGUAACCACCUCACCUCCUUCUCAAUUCUGAUGUCAACGGCCAUCCCUCCAUCGCUGAGAGUAGCCUUGGAUGUAAUCACUUAUGUUGGUGUUGGGAUAUCCCUGGCAAGCUUAGUCAUAUGUCUCAUUAUUGAAGGAUAUGUUUGGAAGGCCAUCACCAGAAAUAGCACUGCCUUCAUGCGUCAUGUUUCCAUCAUUAACACUGCCCUGUCUCUGUUGAUCGCUGACAUCUGUUUCAUCAUCGGUGCCUCCAUAGCUAAUAACCCCCUUGAAAACCCAGGAGAGAACUAUGAAGUUCCACUCGGACCAUGCAGCACAGCAACAUUUUUUAUGCACUUUUUCUACCUUGCUCUUUUCUUUUGGAUGCUCGUGUCAGGCCUUCUGCUCCUCUACCGGACAGUCAUGGUGUUCUCGCACAUGUCCAAGUCAACCAUGCUGGCCAUUGGUUUUAGUCUCGGCUAUGGCUGCCCUCUCAUUAUAGCUGUAAUUACUGUCGCUGUAACAGCACCAGCGGAUGGAUACAUCAGGAGAGACUAUGCUUGUUGGCUGAACUGGACUGAGACAAAAGCCCUUUUGGCCUUGGUGAUACCCGCCUUGACCAUAGUUUUCAUCAAUAUUAUAAUUGUAAUUGUGGUCUUGUUCAAAAUGCUGAGAAGAGGUGUGGGAGACGCUUCCCAGACCGAUGAAAAACAUACACUGGUGGUCAUUACAAGAUGUGUGAUCAUUUUGACACCUUUAUUUGGACUGACCUGGGCUUUGGGAGUGGGAACCAUGAUCUCGUCAACAGACGAAGGAGUACAUAUUGCCUUCGCAUUCUUCAAUUCACUACAGGGUUUCUUCAUUUUAGUGUUUGGGACGCUGUUCGAUUCAAAGAUCCGUUCUAUCCUCUCAAAGAAAUCAUCUACACCAAGCAGUGGCUCUAAUCCAACAAGAAGUACAAGUGGUGGUGUUUCCUCUUCCAGUGGAAUGAAUCUGUUAAAUCGACUGCGUGGAAGGAGAUAUAUGUACCACAUCUCACAAGCCGCAACCUCAAGCAGCAGUGGUGCCUCAGAGUCAUUUGUCCAAAUCUGAAUCAGUGCAACAGUCUGUGCACAUAAAAUUGAUCUCAUUGAUGAUUCAUGGCAUUUGUCGGGUGAUAUAAUGAUUUUCUGUACAUAAUCAGAAACUAGAUUUUGUAGUUGAAGUUUACUGGGAUGACAAAGUGAAUGAUAAUGUUUUGAAAUCAGGAGGAAACGUUGUGGUAUUUAACAAAAAAGCGUUUCAAGGAAGAUGCACUGUAAUGUCACUGUGAAUGUGAUAGUAGUUAGAAGGGAACUUGCAGGGAGGAAGCAACUAGUGCUUCCUGAAUAAGUCUGGCUUGUAGCGACCACUGUUAUUUUCAUAGAUAAUUCAACAUCUGUCUAAUGUGCUUGUAAAAUAACAUUAAAAAAAAAAUGACAGAGUAAUGAAGCAAAGGGCUUUGUUAAAUAUGUGUGUGUACUGUGUGCUCAGCAUACAGUGUAGAUUUAUUUUUUCAAAUCCUUUAUUUUUUUAAAAUUAUAAAUAAAUAUGUACAAUAUUGAAAGAUUAUUUUUUUUGUAGAGGAAAAUAAUCCCUUUAUAUGAUGAAUUUCACUCUAAAACUUUUUGGAUGAGAAGCCUGAUGGUACGUAUGUCUGUCAUGAUACAAGAUAGACAAGGCAAAACACAAAAUACAAAACGAUUGUAUCCCAUGACAUCAGUUUACUGCACAUACUGUGCUGUAUAUCUAGCUCACUCUGACAACACCAAAACCCAUAAAUAAGAGGCUGUUUUAACUCAAACUUCCUGUCCCCAUAAAUUUUAUAUUAAUGUAAAAUUUGGGUUUUCCUGCUUUAUUAACGAGAAAAUAAUGCUCAUGGAUAUUUUAGGGAUUACAGUAUGUGGUUUACAGGGUGCAUCGAUUAGACCACACCAGAGACCAUGAGCAGUCAAUUACAAUCUUCCAUUUUACAAACUGUACAUUAAGUUGACAGUGGUUAUUAUUUUAAUUGUAAGAUCACCUUUUGUAAAGCGCACAUUAAAAAGGUAUUAAAAGUUAUGAGUCACUCAGUCAUGACAGUUUUGAGUUUGUGAAAUUGCCAUUAAAUAUUUUUUUCCGUCAGAGGUGAAGGGACUGAAUAAUUCGUCACAGGAUUAAAGGUUAUAGAAAGAAAGAAAGAAAGGAGACCAACACAUCAGGAAAACUCCCAACACUGUAGCCAGAGCUUUUGUGGCCUUUCUCUCCAUCUUACUGACAGCUGCUGCAGACUUUGUGCUCUGACAGGUUGUGAGAGCAGAGCAGAAACACUCCAGCUCCAGCUCACCACGAUCAUCGCCACAACAUGACCAUUAAUCUUAGUUCUGUAUGUCAGAGGCUAACACACUACCUGUCUAGGUACUAUGCAGGUACUGCAUAGCACAGGUACUGCAUAGUACAGGUACUGCAUAGUACAGGUACUACAUAGUACAGGUACUGCAUAGUACCUGUCUAGGGAAAUACAACAUAAGUUGAAAAUUGAUGUCGUCAUUAGUGAAAUAUCAAAGCUGUGUCGCAUUUUACAAACUAAAGCCCCAAGAUACAAACGUGACUUCACAGACAGUAAAAUGAUUGGCCACGAUUUAUAAAUUAACACUCAGAUGUUGACAACAGGUUUUUUCCUUUAAGAUUUUAGCAUGUAUAAUGGAACAGCACUCAGGCCAUCAGGCAGAUUUGUGUCGAACGUUUUUGAAUCUGUAUCUGCUGAAUAACCCGGUCCUGAAAACAUGACUCUGUUUCUUUCAGUCAGUAAAGAUUUCAGUUGUAUAACUGACGAGAAAUGUUUCAUCAUGAAACCUGAUUCUCUAAACUCACUGGAGGUUUCAGUCUGACCUUCACAGUUUGUUGAUAGCCUGAUGCAAUGAUAUUAUGCAACCUGAGACCUCUCCUAUUAGAGGUGUGAACGAGUCUUAGUCCCUCAGCUGCUCUGGUUGUGCACAUGAGCUCUGCUCCUUCCCAAGGUGCUUUGCACAAGCAAACGAUCUAAUUGUCACUAGGUAAUUAUGUGAUGUUUAUGUCUGAAAUGUUUCCAACAGAGUUACAAGCUUAAACAAAACAUUCGAGUAACAACAACAUAUUGUAUUGUGUAAUGUUUAGUAACAGUUGAGACAUUCAGAAAGUGGAAACAUUGAUUUAUAUUUCUGUGAUCAUUACAAACACAUUAGUGUUUCAGCACAAUGAACAAGAAGUUAUAAAUUGGCUGUAUAAUAGGAAAGUGAAUUUUAUAGUAUUGAUUUACAGCAGUAAGACAGAGUGUGUAGGACUGACUCAAGAUAAACAGCAGUGCUUAUGUUCAUUGUAAUGAAGGAACAUUGUCAUCCAUUAAAAUGGUGUGACUGAC